Molecule: messenger RNA, 1634 nt
Organism: Polyodon spathula (Mississippi paddlefish)
Lineage: Eukaryota; Metazoa; Chordata; Actinopteri; Acipenseriformes; Polyodontidae
Product: nanos homolog 1-like
Exons: 1
Coding region: 145-831 (228 amino acids)
Biological process (GO): oogenesis; negative regulation of translation
Cellular component (GO): perinuclear region of cytoplasm
Molecular function (GO): mRNA binding; zinc ion binding
Source: RefSeq, a predicted model, not a curated record
AAAUCGCCAGUCCACCCGCCAGACACUAGAAGCACAAAGCACUAGAACCAGCUGCACUUCGGCUCUACAGAAACAGAACAGAAACUGGGAAAUCUAUUUGGCAGAAAAAUAAAUACAUAAAUCAAUCAAAGUGAAAAUCGAAACAUGGAUUUUCUAAAUCACAAUUAUUUGAAUGCUGGAAACUCUUACGACUACACCUUCAAUUUUUGGAAUGACUAUCUUGGACUUUCUACUUUGGUGACCAAGAAUCCUAUUAACAAAAACACCAUGCCCCAAAGUCCGAAUUCCAUCACGGAGUCGCUGAAAGCAACCCUUGGCUUGGACGAUUCUGCGGCUUGCCCCUGUGUUGUCGGAGGCAGCGGUGAAGGUGGGCACUUAGACUGCUGUUGCCCCUCUUCAAGCCCACCCCCAACCUCCAUCCUCGACCUGGAGGAGCGCUUUUCCAUCUUCAAUCCAUUCCAGAACCAAAGCGGUGGAGUCCUCCCUCAAGACAGAGACUCCGGCUUUGGGGGCACCUUCGCCGGCUUCGACAUCUUUGGAAUGGAGAGAAGGGUGAGAAAGACAGCGCCGAGGAGUAAGCAGGAACCCAAGAUCUGUGUCUUCUGUAGGAAUAACGGGGCACCGGAGGAGGUGUACGGAUCGCAUGUGCUGAAGACGCCAGACGGGAGGGUAGUCUGCCCGAUACUCAGGGCUUAUACUUGCCCCCUGUGCAGUGCCAACGGGGAUAAUGCCCAUACCAUUAAGUACUGUCCACUUUCCAAAGAUCAGCCUCCCCAACGGCCACUGAAGGGGGGCAGGGCGGUUGGGGGUAAGAGACUGAAAAUAUUCUGAAAAAAAAAAAAAUAAAAAAUAAAUAAAUAAAUAAAUAAAUAAAUAAAAAACAAAUAAAUAAAUAUAAAUAGAUAAAUAAUCUAAAUUAAUUAGGAAAUUGCACUGAACCGCUUUCAGAUGACUGUUUCAAUUUAGGCUUUCCCUGGUCUUACUCGUUUUUUUUUUUUGUUCACAUAAGAAACACUUUCAUUUUGCUAAAUCAUAUGUUUUCAUGUGCAUAUAUUUUCUAUGAUCAUUUUAUAAUAGAGAGUACCCUAACCCAUUCAGUUUUGUAGGCGCUAGUUGGACUGUUACAGUAAUGUUCCUGAAAUUCUACUUUAUUCACGCAAAUCUUUUGUUACCCAUUAACUUCGGAGGGUUUUUUUUUUUUUUUUUUUAAUCUCAGAUCACCUUAUAAAUUGCUUGACUGAUGAACCAAAGUGUAUAGUUUAACAAAUAAUUAGUACUUACAAAAAAUGAGAAAGAAUGUCUGUUAUCUGUACUAUCGUUUAUUACUGAAGCUAAAUGCCAGUCUUGUUAAUUAAUUUUAGUUGAUUUUUGCAGGAGCAUCUGCACUGAUCAAAACAAUGUUCCACGUUGUAAAUCAACGGGAUUUAAUUUCCGUAGAGGAAAAAAAUAAGCCAGUAAAAUGUAUGUUAAUUGUUGCAUGUGUGUGGUUUGAGUACUUUACCAUAUUAACAGUUGCGUUGCCAAAUUAAAAAGAUACAUUUCCACAGGGAUUUUAAUACACGCUGUUGUUUUUGUUACACGGGAUGGAGUAGAGAAACAAUGUUUACAACCUGGAAGUAAGGUAGAACAACACU